AUGAUUUCUACCUCCAACUUCGCCAUUUUUGCUCUCCUUGGGAAUGCCUUUGCCCUUCCGAGUCCCAGAACUACGAAGCUACCGAUUGAAGCUGGUUGUGGAGAGCUCAAUGUGUUCUACACGGGGUUUACCGCCUAUCAUCCCUACGUAGCUGCCCAGAACUUCUCGCUCGACGAGGUUGACAAGGGCUUGCGACACGGUGCUGCCGACCUCGUCAAGGCUGGUUUCAAUGUCCACGGUGACCACCCAAUACCACAUCUUCGCCCAGACCAGCUCGUCUAA
Molecule: messenger RNA, 282 nt
Organism: Didymosphaeria variabile
Lineage: Eukaryota; Fungi; Ascomycota; Dothideomycetes; Pleosporales; Didymosphaeriaceae
Exons: 2
Coding region: 1-282 (93 amino acids)
Source: RefSeq, a predicted model, not a curated record